AUUUCGCGUAAUUACAGAAUUUACUCAAGACAGCCAAAACACUGUUACUAUUAUUCAGUUUUCAUGGUUUCGGGGUUUGGUUUUUGCCUAAUUACGAAUAGCGAAGCUGGUUUAGGGUUUGAUUCAGCCUCACUUACAAAAUUUGAACCUUCGAUCUGAGAACCUUUGGUGUGUAUUUAUCUUGCAAUAGAGAGUUCCUACUUCACUGCUUUUCUCAACUCUUUCUCAGCAUGAAAAACCCUCGUAUCACCACAAAAAUCUCCCCAGACCACCACCAUCCAAACACACCAGCACCUCAAUGGACUGAUCUUCCAAAAGACUUCCUUUUCCGUAUCAUCCCAUUUCUCGACUCCAAGACAGACCUUAACCGUAUUCGAGCGGUCUGUCCUUCCUGGAGAGCGGCUCUCCCUCUCGCUGAACUCCCUGUGCAUAAGCCUUAUAUUCAGGUUCCUAGCCUCGGGGAUGGUAACAAUCACCCCCUCUUCCUCCUUGAAACCACAUUCUACUAUCUCUCUCCUCUGUCUUCACCUUCAUCUUCAUCUGGUUGUGGUGGUGGUGGGUGGGUUGCAAGGAUGGGUGAAAUUGGAACAAAGAAAUGGAAACUUCUUAACCCCCUCAGCUACUCUCAAGAACACGAACACCACUACUUUUAUACGGAACCAACCGUGACCGGGGAAAUCAAUCUUUUAGACAUUCGGGUUUUCGAACUUUCUCGGCCCAUGUCUCUGGUUCAUAAACUGGAUUACAGUGCCGAACCCAUAUCCAUGAAAGUUGUCGGCGGCUGGGACUUCACAUCAACCUACCCCUUUGUUGUGUUAGUCCUGCUUGAGCCACAAUUUGAGCAGAAGAUUAGGAAUGAGCAGCACGGUGGUUUGAUCUUGUGGAGAUUAGGGGAACAAGAAUGGCUUAGAAUUGAAGGCUCUCAAGAAAUUAAUACUGGUACUAUCCGCCAUAUAAUUGAUAUAGGUUUUCACAAGGGAAAGUUUUAUGUGUUUGAGGCUGGAUCUGCUGAUGGCGCCGAGCUUUGGCGAGUUAGGGUGAUCAAUCCAAGGAACUCAUUAAUAUCAGAGGAGUUCAUUAGCGGCCCUGACAUUUGGGCACCAAACAACAUAUUGUUGCCUGGAGUCAGUCGUGGUUUUCCGCUUUGGAGCUUAGACAUGGUACCAUCUAAAUCCAAGGGUUGCUUGUAUUUAGUUAUUGUGGGGCUUGCAGAUAAGGAUGACAGGGAUAAGGAUGGUAACCUUAUUAAGAAGAUGUGCGUUUUGUUGAUGAAGGAACAAGAGGAGAGUAGUCAGUGGGAGCUUGUGGAAAAUUUAGGAGAUGAGAUCUUAUUCGUUGGAUAUAAUGUGUCGUUUUCUCUCCCCUCGUCAGCUGGGAAUCUACCUCAAUGGAAACCCAACUCGAUUUGCACUUUUACGACUAGAGUAAGCCUUAAUGGUUACGAAGUGUAUAGAAGUGAGGGCCGUGGUCCGCAGAUGCCAAAGGGGACUGAGUGUCUUCAGUUUCUAAACUAUCCAUCGUAUAAUAGAUUCUUUAGCUUGUUCGACAUGGAAGAAAGAGAUAAAGGUGGUGUGUUCUUUCAUCAUAUGUCAGAGGAGGAUCAAGAGCUGUAUACUGGACUGUUCUUUCCACCACCGGAUUGGGUUAAAUGGCGCUGCCCUAGUCUUAACAAUAUUGAAGUCAAGCUACAUGGGCUGCGAUUUCGUGAUCGCAAUCAUGAUCAUUAUAAUUAUGAUGAUGAUGAUGAUGAUGAGGAGGAGGAGGAGGAUUGACAAGGUACUGACAUUUUCUAGAGCUUUUGUUGAAUUAAUCAGUCUUCUUUUUCCUUUUUUGUGAGAUAAAAUGAGAAGUUGGGAUGCAGUACCUGCCUGAAUGAUGAAGUUAUAGGAACUAACUGGAGGACAUUUAUGUAGUUUUGCUAAGGGAUCAUGUAACCAAUGUUUUGUACAAAAGUUAUGUUUAUUUUAGUGCUUCCUGUGUAAUUUGGUUUACAUGGACUUGACCAGUUGACUGAUUAAUAUAAAUCUAUCUAAUCUAUGUAAUCAACUCUUAAGGCUAAUGUUGCUUCUUUUUCUUUGGCUCA
Molecule: messenger RNA, 2083 nt
Organism: Spinacia oleracea (spinach)
Lineage: Eukaryota; Viridiplantae; Streptophyta; Magnoliopsida; Caryophyllales; Amaranthaceae
Exons: 2
Coding region: 231-1772 (513 amino acids)
Molecular function (GO): protein binding
Source: RefSeq, a predicted model, not a curated record